Molecule: messenger RNA, 1225 nt
Organism: Glossina fuscipes
Lineage: Eukaryota; Metazoa; Arthropoda; Insecta; Diptera; Glossinidae
Product: acyl-CoA Delta(11) desaturase
Exons: 5
Coding region: 119-1159 (346 amino acids)
Biological process (GO): unsaturated fatty acid biosynthetic process
Cellular component (GO): endoplasmic reticulum membrane
Molecular function (GO): stearoyl-CoA 9-desaturase activity; iron ion binding
Source: RefSeq, a predicted model, not a curated record
AUAUAUAAAAUGUUUUGUUAAUCGCUUAGUAGCUUUCCGAACGCAGUAAGCUCAAGUCUUAACGAGCUAAUUAAGGUGUUGUGUAUACGGGAAUCCUUUUCAAGAGAAUAAUUACGCGAUGGAAAUCGAAGAACAACCACUUAAAGAGAAUGACAUAAGUAAAAAUGAAAUGCCUCUUGAUACCAAGCCAACGUCAGAGGGUGAUAAGAAACGUGAGACUAGUUGGCCAUCCGUUUUAUUUUACAUACAUUUGCAUACUCUUGGGUUUUACGGUUUAUUUGCGGUGCUAACUAGCGCGUCUUGGUUAACGAUUAUAUUUACAUUCAUUUUGACUGCGUUGGGUAUACUGGGAGCUACAGCGGGUGCGCACAGAUUAUGGGCACAUGGCGCUUACAAUGCUACAACCUCCUUAAAAGUAUUUCUUAUGCUUUGCCAAACGCUGGUGGGUCAGGGUUCGAUUUAUAACUGGGUACGUUUGCAUCGCUUGCAUCACGAGAAAUUCGGACAACCCGAAGAUCCGUAUUACAGUAAUCGUGAUUUUUUGAGAGCGCACGUUUAUGCUCAAGUGCUUAGUCGAACUGCUGACCAAGAAGCACUUCUCGCUAAGAUUGACAUGUCCGACUUGGAAGAGGAUAAGGUAGUAAUGUUUCAGAAAAGAUUCUAUUGGAUUUUAUUUGUUGUUUUACACGUUUUAUUACCGAUUAAUACCCCGCUCGCCGACUUUGGUGAAACAUUGGGAAAUUCAAUUUUUGUAUCUUUCUCUUUGCGUUACAUGAUUGUUUCGAAUAUCUGUUGGCUUAUAAACUCGUGUCACUUCAUAUGGGGUUUGGAUAAGAAUUUCCGUCCUGCAGAUUCGAAUAGUGUCUUCUUCAUCACGAAAACGUAUUGGCCACAGUAUCAUUAUAUGCUAUCGAAUGAUUAUCAAUGCGGUGAAUUUGGGAAUUAUGGAAUCGGUUUUACGACAUCCAUGAUUCGCGUUUUUGCAGCUUUAGAUUUAGCGACAGACCUGAAAACAAUCACAUGUGCUGCGGUACGUAAUGGUUUAACAGAAGCUGUCGAAACUGGCAACCCUGUGGUGGAUUGUAUUCAGAAGCAUGCUAAAAAGGAAAUGGAAGCCGCGCCAAACAAUCAUUAUCUAAACCGUGAAAAGUUUAUGUAAAAUCUCUUAUGUAACUUUUGCAUUUAAUUAUAAAAAUUGUUGUGUCUUUCAUAUCCAAAUUGAGAU